Molecule: messenger RNA, 1345 nt
Organism: Arabidopsis lyrata subsp. lyrata
Lineage: Eukaryota; Viridiplantae; Streptophyta; Magnoliopsida; Brassicales; Brassicaceae
Product: protein YIPF1 homolog
Exons: 6
Coding region: 194-1024 (276 amino acids)
Biological process (GO): vesicle-mediated transport
Cellular component (GO): Golgi apparatus; membrane
Molecular function (GO): small GTPase binding
Source: RefSeq, a predicted model, not a curated record
GCGCGUGGAUCGUUCUCUCUUUCUCGUCUUCCUUUCCCAAUUGCUUCCACGACGACGGAGGAGAGAAGAAAACCCAGAAACCUUAAAAAUUCAGAGCAAGGGACGAUCUUUUUUCCGAUCUUAUCGAUUUCUUACUGAGAUUAGAAGAACCUCUCUUCUAAGCUUUGCUUUGGUUUCCUUUUCUCUUUGUUCGAUGGAUGAGUCGUUCGCUAAUCUACAAACGAGCCAUUUGCUUGGUUCAGUUCCUGCUGUGAUCAGCGACGACAAGAGAAGCACAAAUGUACCAAUAGCAAGCGUAAAUGAAGGUCCUUCUGCUAACAUGCAAAUAUUUCCACCAAAUCUAGGAAACAAUACAAAGGGUUAUCAAACUCUUGAGAGUCCAACAGUACAAGGACCAGAACAACAGCCAUCAAACAACUGGAAGGGCUUUUUUAACGUCUACUCAUAUACCCAAUACUUCGACGUGGACACUGAUGUUGUUUUGAACAGAUUGAUGAGCUCGUUAUAUCCUACUAGUGGGGAUUUUUUCAACAAGAUUGAUGCAAACCCUGAUUUGUAUGGACUUGUCUGGAUCUGCACUACGCUUGUGUUUGUGCUUGCUUCUCUCGGAAAUUGUGCCACGUAUCUCGUGAAGAAACGAACCGACAGUAAUGCUCCUUGGAUCUUUGAUGUGAACUAUAUGAAUUUGGCAGCAUCUAUAAUCUAUGGAUAUGCAAUAAUUGUGCCUCUGGGAUUUUAUUUCUCACUCCGUUAUAUGGGGUCCAAAGCUGAUCUUCUAAGAUUCUGGUGCCUCUGGGGAUACUCUCUCUUCAUUUUCGUUCCAACCUCUCUUCCGUUGCUUAUUCCAGUAGAGUUUCUGAGAUGGGUGAUUAUACUCUUAGCUGGUAGUGCAUCAUCGUGCUUUGUUGCCCUGAAUCUACGGUCCUACCUCGAGACGAACAAUGAUAUCACGGUUGUAAUGGCUGCAGCAUUUGGUCUGCAAAUGGUUCUUUCGAUCUUCAUCAAGGUCUGGUUCUUUCCUUAAUCUCCACGACACAGUCAACACCCGACAAAAACAUAUAUGUAAAACCUUUAGAUCUUGAUGUGAUGUGGUAGAACAAAGAAUGUGAUUUCCAGAGAAUGAAACCCACAAAGUAAAAGAAGGAACAUAUACACUGAAUCUUUUGGAUUCGUAGCGUAAUCUCAUCGUUGCUUGUAGCGAUUAUGUUUUUUGUUUGUUUUGUUUGUUAUCACUUUUUUGCUUGUGGAGUAAAAAUAUGAAAAAGGAAGAAAAUUCUCAAAGUUUAUUGCAAUUUACUCUUUUGUACUCUGAAGAGUGAAGUAAAGACGAGUCCAUUUGUCGCUA